Mya arenaria is the source of this 1188-nucleotide messenger RNA. Its product is annotated as paternally-expressed gene 3 protein-like. The record is from RefSeq and is a predicted model, not a curated record. Bases 1 to 1188 code for a protein of 395 amino acids. Lineage: Eukaryota; Metazoa; Mollusca; Bivalvia; Myida; Myidae. The transcript has a single exon.
AUGGAGCACAAGAGAUUCAAGCCAAAACCAGGGUUAACUGACCAACAGUCCCAGAUGGAGCACAAGAGAUUCAAGCCAAAAACAGGGUUAACUGACCAACAGUCCCAGAUGGAGCACAAGAGUUUCAAGCCAAAACCAGGGUUAACUGACCAACAGCCCCAGAUGGAGCACAAGAGAUUCAAGCCAAAAGCAGGGUUAACUGAUCAACAGUCCCAGAUGGAGCACAAGAGAUUCAAGCCAAAAACAGGGUUAACUGACCAACAGUCCCAGAUGGAGCACAAGAGAUUCAAGCCAAAAGCAGGGUUAACUGAUCAACAGUCCCAGAUGGAGCACAAGAGUUUCAAGCCAAAAGCAGGGUUAACUGACCAACAGUCGCAGAUGGAGCACAAGAGAUUAAAGCCAAAAACAGGGUUAACUGACCAACAGUCCCAGAUAGAGCACAGGAGAUUAAAGCCAAAACCAGGGUUAACUGAUCAACAGUCCCAGAUGGAGCACAAGAGUUUCAAGCCAAAAGCAGGGUUAACUGAUCAACAGUCCCAGAUGGAGCACAUGAGAUUCAAGCCAAAACCAGGGUUAACUGAUCAACAGUCCCAGAUGGAGCACAAGAGAUUCAAGCCAAAACCAGGGUUAACUGAUAAACAGUCUAAGAUGGGGUACAAGAGUUUCAAGCCAAAAACAGGGUUAACUGACCAACAGACCCAGAUGGAGCACAUGAGAUUCAAGCCAAAAACAGGGUUAACUGAUCAACAAUCUAAGAUGGGGUACAAGAGAUUAAAGCCAAAACCAGGGUUAACUGACCAACAGUCCCAAAUGGAGCACAUGAGAUUAAAGCCAAAAGCAGGGUUAACUGAUCAACAGUCCCAGAUGGAGCACAUGAGAUUCAAGCCAAAACCAGGGUUAACUGAUCAACAGUCCCAGAUGGAGCACAUGAGAUUCAAGCCAAAACCAGGGUUAACUGAUCAACAGUCCCAAAUGGAGCACAAGAGAUUCAAGCCAAAACCAGGGUUAACUGAUCAACAGUCCCAGAUGGAGCACAUGAGAUUCAAGCCAAAACCAGGGUUAACUGAUCAACAAUCUAAGAUGGGGUACAAGAGUUUCAAGCCAAAUGCAGGGUUAACUGAUCAACAGUCCCGGAUGGAGCACAAGAGAUUCAAGCCAAAACCAGGGUUAACUGAUCAACAGUCCUAG